AUGUCUAACUGGAACGCGGUUGGUGGGAUUCUAGGCGAUUAUUCCCGAAAGUGGAGUGGCAAACCGAAGACCGCGGCGGACGCGCGCCUAUCGGAGAAGAGGCGGAAGGACGACCUCGCCGAUCUCCUCGCGACGAUUCUCGAGUAUUCGACGAUAAUGCCGUUCAAGUGGUACGCGAACAAAUACAUGUGCUUCUACUGCUGCUGCCCCUUCCUCGACAGCGAGUCCCUCAAGCGGCACACGGGGCAGGAGCACCGCGGGCCGAAGCCGCCCAGCCUGCUCCGGGCGGUGGUCGGCUACAGCCGGAUAAAGCUGGACCUCUCCGAGGCCAAGGCGGUCUGCGCGAAGUGCCGCCGCCCGUGGAGCACCCUCGAGGAGCUGCUCGAGCACGUGCGAUCGCACGGCGAGCGGGUGGACGAGCGCGCGGCCGGCCAGCUGGUCGCGUUCAGGCUCUCCGACGAGGGGAUGCGCUGCGUCGACUGCGGCCAGCGGUACCGUUUCUUCGGCCCGCUACUCGCCCACGCGCACCGCCUGCACAACAAGACAGCGGCGUAUCUUUGCGAGAUAUGCGGCCAGGCGUUCGUGGCGAAGGCGAACGUAGACAGCCACGUGCGCAGCGUACACACUACGGGCCGCGCAGCGCGCGACGUUGAGCUGCGCUGCCCCAAAUGUCCUGAAGUUCUGCGCAGCCGCUACUUGAGGAAGCGCCACCUGGCGUUGGUGCACGACGUGAAAAGCGCCCAGUUCGCGUGCGCCCAGUGUCCCAAGGUGUUCACGGAGAUGAGCAACCUGGUUCAGCACAACGCGCGAGUCCACUUGAGGGAGCGCGCGUUCGCCUGCGACAUCUGCGGCUUCCGCGUGUUCAGCGGCGACCUGCUCCGCCGGCACAUGGUGCGGCACGACGACUCGCGCCCGUACCAGUGCGAGUUCUGCAAGAAGUGCUUCCAGCGCCAGAAGACGCUCGAGUUCCACAGGCGGAUACACACGAACGACAGGCGGUACGCGUGCGAAGAGUGCGGGAAGGCGUUCGUGCAGGUCACCAGUCUGAAGCUGCACGCGAGGGUGCACCACGGCCGGCCUGGAGGCGCCAAG
This is a messenger RNA of Iphiclides podalirius (scarce swallowtail), 1092 nucleotides long. The record is from the annotation of a GenBank genome assembly. Lineage: Eukaryota; Metazoa; Arthropoda; Insecta; Lepidoptera; Papilionidae.